AUGGAUCUUCUAGCUAGUACCAGUAUCACAAGAGGUGACCUGGAAUGCAUGCUAUUUGAUGAAGCCGCAGCGCCAAAGGCCCUGCCACUCUCACUUUUGGAGGACAUCACGAAUGGUUUCUCUGAUGACCUGGAAAUUGGAAGAGGUGCCUUCGCGGUGGUUUAUAAGGCAAGACUUGCUAACAGUGUCGUCGCUGUAAAGAGGUUGUAUAAUUAUAAGCAGAUGCUUGAGAUCGAAUUCCACCGGGAGGUGGAAUGUCUCAUGAUGGUGAAGCACAAAAAUGUCGUACGUUUUCUAGGAUAUUGUGCCGAGACAAAAGGAAAUAUAGGAAGCUACGAUGGGAAGUUUGUUAUGGCAGAUGUACAACAAAGGUUGCUCUGCUUCGAGUGUCUACAGCACGGAAGUCUUGAUAAGUACAUCACAGAUCCAACCAGUGGACUUGAAUGGAGAACCCGCUACAACAUAAUUAAGGGCAUCUGUGAGGGGUUAUAUUAUCUUCAUCAAAAUUCUAUUCUCCACUUGGAUCUAAAACCAGGAAAUAUAUUGUUGGACGAAGAUAUGAUGCCGAAAAUUACUGAUUUCGGACUAUCAAGGUGUUUUGAGGAUGACCAAACACGAGUCAUUACUAGAAACAUUGGCGGAAUGAUUGGAUAUUUGGCACCGGAGUACUUCUCCAACUAUCAAGUCACACAUAAGUUAGACAUAUACAGUCUUGGGGUUAUUAUUACAGAGAUGUUGACUGGAUGGAAGGGGUAUCAAGCUGUUGAGGAAGUGCUUGAAGGUUGGACUAAUCGUAUAUUGGACAUAGAACAGUGGGAACAAAUACAGGUAUGCACUGAGAUUGCACUUGAGUGCACCAACUUGGACCCAGCCAAAAGACCAGCAAGUAUGAAGCAUAUAAUUGAGAGGCUUUUAGAAACAGAAUUUAGUACGCAUGUAAUCCCAGAAGUUGGGACAAGCGAGCUUCUUCUCCUUCACCAGUCCGCGCUUUGCUUUCCCUUCAAGCCCAACAAGGUUGUCUUGUGUCCGCUGCAGCUGACAAACAACACUGAUAAACACGUUGCAUUUAGGCUUAUGGAAAAGAGCAUUAAGUCCUCCUUCCUAUUACUGCCAAUGUAUGGCCUUGUGCCGCCUAACACCCCUUACACUCUCAUUGUGACAACACAAGUUAACGAAGAACUGCCACAAAAGUAUAUCAUAGAUGUGAUCCUCCACAGUGCUACAUUAAUAUUAGGGGAUGAUGAACAUAUAAACACUUUACGAAGCCAGUCAGAAAUUUUUUUCCAAGAGAUGGGGAAUGCAGUGCAAGAGGUGAAACUGAAAGCAACUUAUACUCUGCCAGGACACAUCACAACAUUAUUGUCUAAGCCAAUGUCGCCCACAAUCAAGAUAAUAUGCAAGGUAGAAUUCUUCCACAUGUAUUCCUUGGACAUAAACCAGGCCAAGCAAUGGAUAAUAGUGGGAGAUGAGAAUGGAAAUGUUGGUAUUUGGGACUACCAGACACAGAGAAAAGUGGAUUCAAUUAAAUCAAAACAAGCUAUGCAAGGUCCCGCCUGA
This is a messenger RNA of Triticum turgidum subsp. durum (durum wheat), 1557 nucleotides long. The record is from the annotation of a GenBank genome assembly. NCBI's taxonomy places the organism in Eukaryota, Viridiplantae, Streptophyta, Magnoliopsida, Poales, Poaceae.